Molecule: messenger RNA, 1363 nt
Organism: Mycena citricolor
Lineage: Eukaryota; Fungi; Basidiomycota; Agaricomycetes; Agaricales; Mycenaceae
Source: the annotation of a GenBank genome assembly
AUGCUCAACACCGCUCGGGCGUCGCCGAAUGCGGCUGCAGGUCCUCCGCUGCCGCCAAGAGACCCUGCGCCCAGCCGACUGACGGAGAUCUACGAUGACUAUCUUGACGCGUAUACUGAAGAGGCGCCGCCGUUGCCGACCAAUGGCCCGGAUCGCGUAGCUAACUGGGCUAGGAACAAUUCGAAUGGUCCGCCGCCUGUUCAACGCAUGGGUUCCCGUAGUGCUCCGGGCAGCAGCUACGCCCCCAGCUCAUAUGGGGGUGGUUCCGUGCGGAGGCGGGUUACCAGACGGAAUACGGCGCGCAGGAUACAGAGUGCUUACGAGGAGGAAGAGGAGGGCUAUGUCAGCGGGGAUGACUUUGACGGGCCAUUCGAACUCAUUAAGAUUCGUGUCAAGUUGCACUACGACGGUGACGUCCGAGGAAUGGCACUCACACCCGAAACACCUUUCGAGGAAUUCAUGGAGAAAGUGACGCUCAAGUUCUCUAAGAACAUCAAUGGUCUACAGCUCAAAUUCAAGGACGAAGAUGGCGGGAAGGUGUCUCUCCGGGAUGAAUCCGACUACGAGCUUGCCAUCGAAACCGCUCGAGAAAGCUCGAAGGGUAAACCCGAGGGCAAAUUGGAAAUCUGGUGUCAGGAUGCUUAAUGGCCAUCGUGCCAGUCGUUUUCUAUUUUCCUUUUGCUGUACUUUACAUUAUCGUAUCUCCUUCCCAUUUACUAUGCUUUACUCACGGGCCGGCUGCUUUGCGAUUACAGUGGCACAUUGUACGUUGCUGUACAUAUAGAAAUGCAGAAAACGUGACAGGAUUCAUGACCGCUGCUGGACUCCAAACGAAUGGCUGUUAUCUGCAUACGGGUAGAUUGGCCUGCUGUCCAUUGCAUGUGUCUCCACUGGCGCAUAAUUGAAGCCCUGCGAACGGAAGGUCUCCUCGCGCAAGAGCCCUUCACGAUGCAACUUCUUCUUGUACUCGGAAAUGAUGUACACGCCAUCUGGAGGACAGGUCAAUCCGUGGCCACCACGCAACGAAUGACGACGCACAAGCCUGAAUUAGAAGCGAAACGACCGUCGAGACGACCAGGAUGCCGACAGAGGUCCUGGACGUCGAAUUACAUGCGUCAAUGACCCUCUGGUCUGUCGACGCAGCGGUGCACAACUUGGUGAACUCCGAUCGGUUCACGAAAUGAAGAACGAAGAACGCGACGACUGCGACGACCUGGAACCCAAAGAAGAGCAUCAUGAGGCCCGAGAACACGGCGAUAUUUUGCGGCAAGAACACUGCGCGAGGGAGAUUACCCUGUGAGUGCGAUGAGAGCAACGAUGCCAUAAAACACGUCCAACGCUAUCACGGCGAUCUUCGUCUUCG